GCUGGGCCACGCACCUUCCUGCUCUUCGGCUCAGGCGUCCUUGGACAUGGUGGCCCCCGGCUCGGUGGGCAGCCGGCUGGGCGCGGUGUUCCCGUUCCUACUGGUCCUGGUGGACCUGCAGUACGAAGGUGCUGAGUGUGGAGGAAAUGCGGACGUAGAGAAGCAUCUUGAAUUGGGAAAGAAAUUACUUGCAGCUGGACAGCUGGCCGAUGCUUUAUCUCAGUUUCACGCUGCAGUUGAUGGCGACCCUGAUAAUUAUAUUGCGUACUAUAGGAGAGCUACUGUCUUCUUAGCCAUGGGAAAAUCCAAAGCAGCGCUGCCUGACUUAACGAAAGUGAUUGAACUGAAGAUGGAUUUCACUGCAGCAAGAUUACAGAGAGGGCACUUACUACUCAAACAAGGAAAACUUGAUGAAGCAGAAGAUGAUUUCAAGAAAGUGCUCAAAUCUAAUCCAAGUGAGAAUGAAGAGAAGGAAGCCGAGUCUCAACUUGUCAAAGCUGACGAAAUGCAGCGCUUGCGCUCCCAAGCCCUCGACGCCUUCGACAGUGCUGAUUACACUGCUGCUAUAACCUUCCUUGAUAAGAUUUUAGAGGUUUGUGUUUGGGAUGCAGAAUUGCGUGAACUGCGAGCCGAGUGCUUCAUAAAGGAAGGAGAGCCCCGGAAAGCCAUCAGUGACUUAAAGGCUGCUUCAAAGCUGAAGAAUGACAACACAGAGGCAUUUUACAAAAUCAGCACACUCUACUACCAGCUAGGAGACCAUGAACUGUCUCUCAGUGAAGUUCGUGAGUGUCUGAAACUCGACCAGGAUCACAAGCGGUGUUUUGCACACUAUAAGCAAGUGAAGAAACUUAACAAGCUGAUUGAGUCAGCUGAAGAGCUGAUCAGGGACGGCAGAUACACAGAUGCAACCAGCAAAUAUGAAUCAGUCAUGAAGACAGAGCCCAGUGUUGCUGAGUACACAAUCCGCUCAAAAGAAAGGAUCUGUCACUGCUUCUCUAAGGAUGAGAAGCCUGUUGAAGCCAUUCGAAUAUGUUCUGAAGUUUUACAGAUGGAGCCCGACAAUGUAAAUGCUCUGAAAGACCGAGCAGAGGCCUAUUUAACAGAGGAGAUGUAUGAUGAAGCCAUUCAGGAUUAUGAAGCUGCCCAGGAACACAAUGAAAAUGAUCAGCAGAUCCGGGAAGGUUUAGAGAAAGCCCAGCGGUUACUGAAACAGUCCCAGAAACGAGAUUAUUAUAAAAUCUUGGGAGUGAAAAGAAAUGCCAAAAAACAAGAAAUCAUUAAAGCAUACCGAAAGUUAGCACUGCAGUGGCAUCCAGAUAAUUUCCAGAAUGAAGAAGAAAAGAAAAAAGCAGAGAAAAAGUUCAUUGACAUAGCAGCUGCUAAAGAAGUCCUCUCAGACCCAGAAAUGAGAAAGAAAUUUGAUGAUGGAGAAGACCCUCUUGAUGCAGAGAGUCAGCAAGGAGGUGGUGGCAACCCCUUCCACAGAAGCUGGAACUCAUGGCAAGGCUUCAAUCCCUUCAGCUCAGGCGGACCGUUCAGAUUUAAAUUCCACUUCAAUUAAACCAGCUAUUUUACUGCUC
Molecule: messenger RNA, 1580 nt
Organism: Grammomys surdaster
Lineage: Eukaryota; Metazoa; Chordata; Mammalia; Rodentia; Muridae
Gene: Dnajc3
Product: DnaJ heat shock protein family (Hsp40) member C3
Exons: 12
Coding region: 47-1561 (504 amino acids)
Biological process (GO): protein folding in endoplasmic reticulum
Cellular component (GO): endoplasmic reticulum
Molecular function (GO): protein-folding chaperone binding; misfolded protein binding
Source: RefSeq, a predicted model, not a curated record